Messenger RNA from Stomoxys calcitrans (stable fly), 920 nucleotides. RefSeq names its product protein takeout-like. Bases 68 to 802 code for a protein of 244 amino acids. The record is from RefSeq and is a predicted model, not a curated record. The transcript has 5 exons. Lineage: Eukaryota; Metazoa; Arthropoda; Insecta; Diptera; Muscidae.
GUUACGAGAACUAAAAUCACAGUACCAAGACAUUUCGCAAAUAUCAUAGUUCAGCAAUCAGAACAGGAUGACAACAAAACUCGUUAUCUUAAUUCUGGCCACCAUAGGGAUUGCACUGGGAGGCUUUCCGGAUGAUCCUAAGCCCUGUAAAUAUGGUGAUGCAGAGUGUAUUGGUAAACUUUUCGAGUAUUUUGUUAGCCAAAAACCUAAGGGUGAUGACAGUAUCGGAUUGACCUCCAUCGACCCUUUGCCAGUAAAAAAAAUCCCAGUGAGUGUCGGAUCUGAUAGCCCCGUCAAUAUUGAUUUGUCUAUUUACGAUGGAAAAUCAGUUGAUAUAGCGACUUUAAAAUUUAUCAAAAUGAAGGGAUUUGGCAAGGAUAUUGCAGUAAAUCAUGAAAUUGUAAGCAAAUCAGAAACCCUCACCACUACCGGCCAUUAUAAUCUUACCGGAAAAGUUCUACUUUUACCCAUUUCCGGAAGUGAUACAUGCAACAUCACAUUGAUAAAACCAACACUUACAUUCGGAUGGACUGGAGUUCCUUAUGAAAAGGAUGGGGAAACCUAUAUGAAACUCGACAAAUUUUAUCUUCAUUUGGAACCACAAGAAGUUAUUGUGAACUUCAACAAUCUCUACAAUGACAAAGCUUUGUCCGAUAAUAUGAAUCACAUCUUAAAUGAAAACAUGAAAGAUCUCUAUCCCGAGAUGGCGGAACACGUCGACAAAGGCUUUAGUAACAUUGUUCGUAAAGUGCUUAUGAGAGUUUUUGCCAAAUAUCCUUAUAAUAAGUUUUUCAUGAAUUAAAUGAGUUCAAUUGAAAUCAAUGAUUCAUAAAAUGUUUAAGAAGUUUAACAGCUAAAAUGUUUAGGGGAAUAAUAAGAUAUGUAUUAAUGGAAAUAAAAAUAUCCAAAACCAUUUGAAA